Prorocentrum cordatum is the source of this 1072-nucleotide messenger RNA. The record is from the annotation of a GenBank genome assembly. Lineage: Eukaryota; Dinophyceae; Prorocentrales; Prorocentraceae.
CUGGGGGGAUGGAGGUGGGGGUCUCGCCAUCUGCUCGCUAUUCGCAGCGCCUGAUCCUGGAGCGCUCACCGCCGGAUGCCUUCCAGCGAGGUGUGCUUCACCAGCGUCGGCCGAGGCCGACGCCGACUCACGCUACGAUCGUGUGCGCUCGGCGGCCUGGGUGGCAAACACGAGGUCUUCCCACAAAAACGACGGACACGCCGAUGAUCAAGCCGAUGAUCUUCCGACGCACGCGCACCACUGAUACUCCCCUUCUCCAAAGAGGGCGCACUCUAACGAAUUAAACCGUACCCGUACGCUAAGCAACACGACGCGGUGCACGAUCACCUGCGUAUUUCCGCGCCGCGCAAGCGCAGACGCGCUCCGCGGGCCAGUGAGGGGGGCCUCUGCGCUGAUCCUAGAAAUCCAUGCGGACCUUCUUGGAGAAAUUACCGGCGUGAUGGAGAAGAGGAGGAGGAGGAGGAGGAGGAGGAGGAGGAGGAGGAGGAGGAGCGAGGAGCGAGGAGGGAGGAGGGAGGAAGGAUCCAUCGGAAUCGAAUCGGAGGCAUCGAGACGAGCCCUGCACGGCCCGAGCGCGCUGGAGCGCACUGCCCUGGGCCUGCGCAGGGCGCCGUGGGCAUCAAGGGGACCCAGCAGCCAAAAGCAGAACUGCGUGCGCGCCUCUCUCCCGGCCGACCCUCUUGGCACGGCCGUGGGGCGGGGCUCCCGGGAGCCUGCAACCCCCGUCGAGCACGGAAGGCAGAGGGUUGUGGAUGCCACGACAAUGGACACCCUUACAGUCCUAUCAUCGAAUUAAAAAUGUGCUUAAAGUGUCGGAAAAUUCCCUGAGAAUGCUUCCAACAUGUUGUUCACAUGUUUAAAGCAUGUUCAGGGCCUGCAGCCCCCGUCGAGAAUUUCGAGCACGGAAGGCAGAAGGCAGCCCGGCAGAUCGGACGGCGCGCCCCGAGGGAGACUGCCGCCGGCUGCGGGAGCCGGCGCUGGGCGUGGAGUCCAGGCACGCCGCCCCGCAGGCGCGCCUGGCUCGCCAGGGGCUGACGGACCAAUUCUAGGUGCGCGCUUCCUCCCCCCCGAC